UACGUUCAGUUUUAGCUCGAUUAAUACAGUAUAUGGAUGUUCUAUCAGGGGUAUCGUUAGUUACACACACAAAACUAAAGGAGUCUAUCUCUAAACAGCCCGUACCUUCCUCAACUUCUAAUUGGACGAGGAAAUUCUCAACGAUAACUUACAUUUAGUCCCAUCUCAAUCCCAUCAUUUCCCUCGCAACAUACCAAGCAAACUCAUUUCGUCACUCGCAAUUCAAUUCUACCAUACUUUCACAGAUAAAACCCCCGCAACUUCUUCUGUCUUCUUCUCUUCUUCUCUUUCCCUCUUCCUCCUUCACACAUACUUUCUCUCUCUCUUUCAGAGACACACACUCCUUCACAUACACUCUUUCCUAAACACUCUUCAACACUCACGCUCUCUUCCUGAAAUUCAAUUCGUAUCUUUUCGGUUACCCGUCAAUUCAACCUACUACCAAACGUCUUCUGUAGUGGCUCUUGCCUUGAAUCGGCUUAGGUAUGUCUAGUAUUCCUUCAUUUACCCUCCAAUUCCUGUUUGAAGUGCGAAUCUGUACCAUUGCUGACUACGCCAAAGCCUCUCGCCUUAACCAUGGGACGAGGCAAAUUUCUCAAGAAGGCUCUCAAGCAUUUUGAUGGCUUUGACUUUGAGGACUCGGUCCUGGACCAGCUAGCUAAGGAUGAGAAUAGCAUCCUUAAGCCCCUUCUGCCUACCACAACCAAGGCUAACCCGGAGGAGGCUAUGUCGAUGAUCCAAGGUCGAGUUAACCUGGCCUUCCUCAUUUGUGUCCGUAACGAGGACUUCUAUCGCCGUGUUCGCGGUGACGGAGCUUUCUACUACCUGAUCCUUGCGGAUUGGAACUCGGAGCACCAAGCUGCCCCAUUCCCCCCCGCCAGCAUCGAGAAGCUCAUCAACGUAUUCGUUGUCGCCCGUCGCACACAUCUAGUUGCGGAGUCUGAGGUAAGUAGGCUUCUUCAACUCAAAGGUAAUAUGACUAAAUUUAUCUGGUUACAGGCGCCCGCUGAAAACAAGCUGACGAGUGUCGUUGAUCGAUUCAUUAAGAUCAUCGACGAUGUUGAUAGCUCCAUUGCUACCCGCAGCGUCUCUAGCCUCAAGGCUCCCCAGGGAUUCGACAUGGGUUCAACGUGGCCGCCCGUUCACUUCAGCCCGGUCGACGUCGCGAUCAUGGGUGAGCCUACUGUCCGUAAGGCGCUCUAUGGUAUUAACCAUGUGAGCAAUGGCGGCGCUGAGAAGGCGUUGAUCUACCCCAAUGAUCAGCACCCUCCCCUUGAUGUACGUAAGUACCUUUGCUGGCUGUCUCUGCGGGAGACAAAGCCUGAUUCUGAUGUCGCGCUCUUCCUCGCUCCUAUCGCUUUCGCGGGCGACCAGCAGCGUCGCGAAUGGUACAAGCCUACGGGCCACAAGUCGCGCUACUACGCCAUCAUCGAGGAGUUUCUCGUCUAUGCCAGGGGUGAGUUCAAAAAGACGGGAAAGGAGGAAAAGCAGCAUGUGAUGGGCCUCCUUACUCCCUGGUUUUUUGAUGUGAACAUGGUUAAUGCGAAGGCCUUAGAGAAAAACGAGGCCAUUCCCCUAGUCUGGCAGAAGAGCUGUUUCAGAGCCGGAAUAAUGAUCUGCCUGACAAAGCUCAAGCGUGACGGACCUAUGUGGAGUUGUAGACUAGUUCUAUUCAGACCGGGCUUACCCAACUACGAGAAGGCUGCCGAGCCUUCUGACCGGCGACCGAAGCAGAACGUCUGGGUUGAGCAUUUGCUCAAGGAAUUGGGGAAGCAUUUCGUGAUCAUUAAGGGUUGGAUCGGCGGAAGAGCAAAACACCACGUUCCUGCCCCGCCCGAACGAAAGGUGUCGGCCGACUCGGUUGAGGUCUCGUGCGAGAUAAUUACGGAGAUCAUGGAGCGUCCGGACACGCUUCCUUCUGAACGACUGGAAUUCCUCAACAGAGGUUUUACUGCUUUGGAGCAGUACAAGUAGCCGGAGUUCGGGGUUGGGGUUGAUAGUUAUUAGUAAGCAGCUCUGCGGAUGCGUUCACGAAAAAGAGAUUAGGUAGCUUUAUGUAAGCCAC
Hypoxylon trugodes is the source of this 2065-nucleotide messenger RNA. RefSeq lists its product as uncharacterized. Lineage: Eukaryota; Fungi; Ascomycota; Sordariomycetes; Xylariales; Hypoxylaceae. The coding region runs from base 577 to 1974 and encodes 465 amino acids. The transcript is spliced from 2 exons. The record is from RefSeq and is a predicted model, not a curated record.